Messenger RNA from Linepithema humile (Argentine ant), 1322 nucleotides. It is a transcript of the gene Zip102B, whose product is annotated as Zinc/iron regulated transporter-related protein 102B. Lineage: Eukaryota; Metazoa; Arthropoda; Insecta; Hymenoptera; Formicidae. Gene Ontology annotation, molecular function: metal ion transmembrane transporter activity. Gene Ontology annotation, cellular component: membrane. The record is from RefSeq and is a predicted model, not a curated record. Gene Ontology annotation, biological process: transmembrane transport; zinc ion transport.
CAAUGUUGAAGAUGGUAGUGUUCUGUGUUGCACGUGUAAAUUAGUAGGUGUUGCUAUUUUGUUGAUCAGUAUAAAUGACAUAUGUCAUCAAAAUAAUUUAAUAUAUGAAUAUAAUAAAAUCAGUAUGAGAGAAAGUUCACAAUUUACGUUUUACAUGCAGUUACUCAAAUGUUUUAGUUUUGAUGUUCGACGCAUGUACUUUAUUCAUUGACAAUGUAAUUGACAAUUAACAAUUCCUUUCACUAUUAAGGAUAUAAUAAUGGAAGAGAAAGCAAUGUUAUGGAUGCUUUCUCUUGUUAUGCUCGUUGGUUCUUGUUUGGCUGGAUCAUUACCAUUAGUCAUAAAUUUAUCUGAAGACAAGUUACAAUUAGUAUCAAUCUUAGGAGCAGGACUUCUUGUUGGCACUGCAUUAGCCGUGAUUAUACCUGAGGGCAUAAGAGCGUUAUUUACUGGUGGAAUUGAUAAUGAAAAAGGGCCCCAUAGUGAUUUACAUUCUUUGAUUGGAAUUAGUUUAGUACUUGGCUUUGUAUUUAUGCUUUUGAUUGAUCAAUGUUCAACAAGAAGAAGCGGUGAAAAACAAAAAAGUGUUACAGCAACUUUAGGACUUGUAGUGCAUGCCGCAGUUGAUGGAGUUGCUUUAGGAGCUGCUGCUACUACAUCUCAAGCUGAUGUCGAAGUGAUCGUUUUCUUAGCAAUAAUGCUGCACAAAGCACCAGCUGCAUUUGGACUUGUGUCAUUUCUCCUUCAUGAAGGUGUAGAUAGAAAGAAAAUAAGUAGACACUUAUUAAUUUUUUCUCUAGCGGCACCAUGUCUUGCACUUGUGACAUAUUUUGGGAUUGGAAAAGAAGGGAAAGAAACAUUAAGCAGUGUCAACGCAACUGGUUUAGCCAUGUUGUUUAGUGCUGGAACAUUCCUUUAUGUAGCUACUGUACAUGUUUUACCAGAAUUAAUGACAAGAAACAGUAAUUACUCGCAUUUAUCAAAUGUUGAAGGUGCAACAAUAUCUGCGACUGGGCUUAAGGUUAAAGAAAUAUUAUUUUUAGUAAUAGGAUCAUUUUUACCUGCUUUGAUUACAACUGGACAUCAUCAUUGACUAAAACAAAUAUUAUUUUCGUUUGACUUACUACGGAUGAAAAAAAUUCUUUCUGGGAAAAAAGAUUUUUGACAGAUAAAGAAAUGAAAGAAGCCGUUGAAGAAUAUCUUACAGGCCUUGACAAGUUGGAGUUUUGUAAUAAUAUAAUGGCUUUGAAACAUUGUUGGUACAAAUGCAUUGAUGUUUAAGGAAAAAUUAUAUUAAAAAAUAAAAACAAUUUUAAAAAGAC